Dreissena polymorpha is the source of this 1078-nucleotide messenger RNA. RefSeq lists its product as uncharacterized. The transcript has 2 exons. The coding region runs from base 208 to 810 and encodes 200 amino acids. NCBI's taxonomy places the organism in Eukaryota, Metazoa, Mollusca, Bivalvia, Myida, Dreissenidae. The record is from RefSeq and is a predicted model, not a curated record.
GGCAACGCCGGAUGAUCAAUCUUGCCCGGACGCGAAUGUAAUGCGCAGUGACAACAUCGACCGGAUCGCCCCCAGUCUGCACAUGCGCAGUGACAACAUCGACCGGAUCGCCCCAAGUCUGCACAUGCGCAGUGACAACAUCGACCGGAUCGCAACAAGUCUACACACGCGCAGUGACACAGCGACCGGAUCGCCACAAGUCUGCACAUGCGCAGUGACAACAUCGACCGGAUCGCCCCAAGUCUGCACAUGCGCAGUGACAACAUCGACCGGAUCGCACCAAGUCUGCACACGCGCAGUGACAACAUCAACCGGAUCGCCCAAAGUCUGCACAUGUGCAGUGACAACAUUGACCGGAUCGCCCCUAGUCUGCACAUGCGCAGUGACACAAACACCACCCAGUCGGCCGAACGCCGCAGUUUUCAGUUUCCGGAACAACGAAAACGUGUCCCACUCGGAGGUAAAAUUGUGCAGUACCUAAUACAGACUCAACUCGACGUUCCUGUACGAAGUAUCCAGUUCGAUCCCCUCGAUAUCCGGUCUGCGCGACACGGGGUCAACUCCCGCUGGGUCGUCGAAUUUUGUACUAUAGCGGAUAUGGCAAAAGCUAUACAGCCGGGACUUCAAGUGGGCAUGGACCGGCUGGUGUUCUACCCGCAUGAUGACGUCACUACACGCGAAAUCGCUGCCUAUAGAAACUACAUGGAGGUUGUUAACGCUCAUGCAGUGAUAGCGGCGUCUGCUGAUAACGCAGUGCGCGGGAAACUUAAAAACGCAGUUUCCAGCGGUCGACGUCACUCACGACCUUAAAGAUACUAUGAAGAUACGAGCUAAUUGGAAUUGACUUUGAAAUCAUGUCAUUAUGCUAAUUUGUGUCGUUUGGUAUAUGUACCAUAGCAUGUACCAAUAAUGACUCGAUUUUUUGAGUCAGGUUAAGAUUCAAGAGGGAUAAUUUCAUUACCGUCAUUUUAAUUCAACCAUCCACAUACAUUAAGGUACAUAUACGCUUCCUUUUUUUAGUUUCAGUUUUUGUUUGUUUUAAAUACUGUGAAUAUAAUACAUGUAUUGAUAAUAAUAA